CCCAUCCCAGAGAUUUCCCGCCGCCACAGUCCAAAGCCCGGUCUUCCCAAACCCCGCAGAGAGAGAGAGAGAGAGAGUGGAAACGUCAAGAUGUCAACUCUAAUUGAAAUCUCGUCCGAGGCCGAAUUCACCUCCCACAUCACGUCCCUGCCGCCGACAACCCUCUCGAUCCUCUACUUCCACGCCCCCUGGGCCGCGCCCUGCGCGCAAAUGCGCGCCGUGCUCUCCGCCCUCGCAUCCCAAUACCCCGCCACGACGCCGCCCACCACCUCCUUCAUCAGCAUCAACGCCGAAGAACUGCCCGACAUCUCUGAAGACUACGACGUCACCGCCGUCCCCUUCGUCGUCCUCACCCGCAACGGCGAAGUCCUCGAAUCCAUCUCCGGCAGCGAAGCCGCCCGCGUGCGUGACGCCGUCGAACGCCACGCCGGCUCCAAAGCCGCCUCGGGAGGCGCCCCGGCCACAAUCCCCCCGCCGUUGACCGCGGUGCCCCGCGAGACCGGCCCCGCGACGGCUACGCAGCCGCCGGCCGGCGCUGCGAACGGGGACACGCUGACGCCGGAGCAGUCGAAGGAGGCGCUGUUUGCGCGGCUCGGGGAGCUGGUCAAGGCGGCGCCGGUCAUGCUGUUUAUGAAGGGGACGCCGAGCGCGCCGCAGUGCGGGUUCAGCCGGCAGCUGGUGGGGAUUCUGCGCGAGCGGAGCGUCAAGUAUGGGUUCUUUAAUAUCUUGGCCGAUGAGGAUGUCAGGCAGGGAUUGAAGGAGUUUGCGGACUGGCCUACGUUCCCGCAGUUGUGGGUUAGUGGGGAGUUGGUUGGGGGGUUGGAUAUUGUCAAGGACGAGAUCGACAAUGAUCCGGAUUUCCUGCGUGAGUUCUCUGUGAACAAGGCUCCUGCUGCCGCUUGAGCGUAUAGAAUACGGGAAAGAGUUUUCUUUAUGUCUUGUUUUCUACCUCCUUGCAAACUCGAUUUGUUAGAUUAUAGGACAGCGAUGCCAUUACGUUUUCUAUGUUCAGUGUUCCAGCACUAUAUCUUCUUGCAUGUUUCGUUCUUUUGGUUCAUUCAUUUAAUAACAGAGA
This is a messenger RNA of Aspergillus pseudonomiae, 1075 nucleotides long. Its product is annotated as PICOT family protein. The transcript is spliced from 2 exons. The coding region runs from base 91 to 903 and encodes 270 amino acids. Gene Ontology annotation, molecular function: 2 iron, 2 sulfur cluster binding. The record is from RefSeq and is a predicted model, not a curated record. NCBI's taxonomy places the organism in Eukaryota, Fungi, Ascomycota, Eurotiomycetes, Eurotiales, Aspergillaceae.